Messenger RNA from Penicillium paradoxum, 2220 nucleotides. RefSeq names its product fungal specific transcription factor domain-containing protein. Bases 1 to 2220 code for a protein of 739 amino acids. Gene Ontology annotation, molecular function: DNA-binding transcription factor activity, RNA polymerase II-specific; RNA polymerase II cis-regulatory region sequence-specific DNA binding; zinc ion binding. Gene Ontology annotation, biological process: regulation of transcription by RNA polymerase II; DNA-templated transcription. Gene Ontology annotation, cellular component: chromatin. The transcript is spliced from 9 exons. Lineage: Eukaryota; Fungi; Ascomycota; Eurotiomycetes; Eurotiales; Aspergillaceae. The record is from RefSeq and is a predicted model, not a curated record.
AUGCUAGGGCCUACAUUAUGCUAUCAAGCACUGCAGACACUCGCUCGGUAUCGCCGUACCUGGGCUCGAAAGCGCGUCGCAGGCGUAAAACCUCCAAGGAAGAACGCGUCUGUCCAGUCUGUGCUCACGCCUUCAAAAAAGCUGAACAUCUGGCCCGACAUCUCCGUUCUCACACAAAAGAGAAGCCGUUCAACUGUCCAGUCUGCGACAAAGAAUUCGCACGCCAGGAUACUCUCUUACGGCAUUCACGAUCUCAUUCGAGCAAUAAUCAAGAUUGCGAGGGCCCUGAGAUGGAUCAUGAAUCUGCUAGUCGUCAUCUCAGGCCGCGGACUCCGAGCGAUGGGGGUCAAUACCCCGCCAAAUAGUCUAUCAAUUGAUGGGCAAACGCCUGCAUUCGCUGCGCCAGACAGCAGUAUACAUUUCGCUGAUAUCACACCCUUGACCUCAUUAUCCUCCUUGGAAGCAGAAGACGCUUGGUAUGAGAGACCGCAGCCAGUCUUGCAGUAUGACAGACUUGACCAACAAUGGGAGGCGAUCUUAACGGGAGAUGACUUUGACCUGGACGCUGUGAACAUGUCGUUGUUACAUACAACUUCGGACUUUCUAUCCACAAUGCAGACGCCACCGGUGAUGCCCGCUAUUCGAACACAGCACUCAAUCCCCAAUGUUGAUGAGAAUCUGAGCCAACCUCUUAGUUUGGUCCACACAGAAGGGCCUAAAUUUCCCGAGACGGUGACAUACUCAAACCAAGUAACUCCAAAUCCGUCUCAGGAGGGCAAUAAUAUUGAUGAAUCAUACCGUAAGAGACUCGCAGAGCAUCUUCAACAACCGGCGCAAUAUGGUAUCCUCCCAUCUACUCCUUUUCUUGACCUCUGUAUCCAAGCUUACUUCUGCAAAUUCCACCCUCUAUUCCCGGUUGUUCAUAAGCCUACAUUUCGACCCGGGACACAAAACUCAAUGCUCCUACUAUCUAUCUGUUCUGCAGGCAGUCUAAUCAUCGGAUGUACCCGUGCCCUCGCUCAUGGAAUCAGCAUGUUCGAGCGGCUGAACAAAGCCAACCUUGCAUCGUGGGAUACCUUUGUAUCCAAAUCAGGGUGUGAAGCCAUUACAGCAAUGCAAGCUGUGCUUAUAGGGCAGACAUUUGGUCUAUUGAUGGGACGGCCAAAAGACUUAUUCUGUGUUGAUAUCUUCCAUGGAACUCUAAUCGCCUUGGCCCGCAUUGCCAAACUGUUUCAUUCAAAACAUUGCGAUAUCAAUAUCCUCGAUCUUCAUGGUCAACCUCUAGAAGAUGCCUGGAUGACCUGGGUCAUGACCGAGGUAAAGAUGCGAAUCGUCCUCGGUCUACACAUCCACGACGCCGAACUAGCAAGAAUCCAUCAUCACGAGCCCCUCCUCCGCCACUCUCUCAACAGACUCCCCAAGAUCUCAUCCAACGAACUUUUCGCAGCACCAAACGCCCGCCAUUGGAAGAUGCUAAUGUUAAACACCCUCCAACCUCCAAACCAAGCCUCGCCAUCAGCCCAUCCCCAAGACUCCCCGACAAACAACCAAUCCAAACACCAACCAACUCACUCCUCCACGCCAGACUUCGCCGUAACCGGCAUGCUAGAAACAAUAAGCGCCCUAGCCAGCGAAGUCAACAACUCAGAAUGCCAUACCCUCUUAACAACCUGGUACACCCACUACGCUCUCAGAAACAGCGGACCCUCUCCUUCCCGUCUCAAUCACCUAAUCCUCUGGCACUCAAUCUUCAUAACCCUCCACUCCGACAUCAACGAUCUAGAAAUAGCCUGCAGCUCAGACAGCCACGAUUCCACACAGAAAGACAUCGAUGCGCAUAUCUGGAUUCGCUCCCCAGACGCGAAACGCUGUCUCCUGCACGCCAUGCACAUCCAGAGGCAUUUCGAGACCCUACCUACCGGCAUGGAAUGUGCAUUCCACGUCCCCCUUUGCCUUUACUAUUGUGGUCUCCUCUGGGCUUGUUAUAUGUGUUUCGGAGCCGAAGAGACUAUAACAAGUGAGGAACAGGGUCUAUGGGCGGAGUUAUUGCUAGAUGGCAUUGACAGUAUCUCCGGGAUUGAGAAGAUCGUUCCGAAGAAAAUAGCCAUGGCUUCUUUGUUCCGGGUCGUUGGAUUGUUGCAGAGGCUGAGCUAUUGGAAGAUUGCGCAGGGCUUGGCUGGGAGGCUUUUGGGGAUUGUUGAGAGGCGGAAUUUGUUUUGA